Messenger RNA from Drosophila grimshawi, 3699 nucleotides. Its product is annotated as transcription initiation factor TFIID subunit 2. The coding region runs from base 32 to 3448 and encodes 1138 amino acids. The transcript has 3 exons. Gene Ontology annotation, molecular function: zinc ion binding; chromatin binding; transcription cis-regulatory region binding. Gene Ontology annotation, biological process: transcription initiation at RNA polymerase II promoter. NCBI's taxonomy places the organism in Eukaryota, Metazoa, Arthropoda, Insecta, Diptera, Drosophilidae. The record is from RefSeq and is a predicted model, not a curated record. Gene Ontology annotation, cellular component: transcription factor TFIID complex.
AUAAUCAUUGUGAAAUUCUGCAUAAUAAACAAUGGAAACUCAAAAUGAUCUGCCCGAGACACCACUGCGUUCCUUCAAAUUGUCACAUCAAGUUUUGAGUCUAACCGAAAUUAGUUUGGAACAUCGCAGAAUUCAGGGCAUGGUGGAGCUGACAAUAGUGCCAAAUAAUGACUGCUUGCGUAUAAUUCGCCUCAAUGCGAAACAAUUGAAUAUUGAGCGAGUUUUCCUCAACGAUGUUUGCCAAGCGGAAUUCAUCUAUUUUGAUUCCUUUCACAAUGUGUGCGAGAUGGAAAAUCGCUCGUUGGAAACCUAUGCGAAGAAACAUUUAAUGGCCGCCAAGAUAACCGAUCCCGAUCUCAAUAAUGGUGAACUGUUCAUUAAAGUGCCGCCAGCUGGUUAUGCAAUGAUUCAAGCAGGUCUCACUUUGCGCAUACGCAUCCAAUUCAAUUUUUCUAAUCCAAAGAGUGGCAUGCACUUCGUUUUGAGACCACCAUCAGCCUCAUCCUCAUCAGCCUGGAAAUGGGCACACAUGUACACCAAUUGCUAUGAGAACUCAUCGCGUUUGUGGUUCCCCUGCGUCGAUAGCUACGCAGCUCCGUGCACCUGGCAACUGGAAUUCACCGUGGACAAACAUUUUACGGCUGUCUCGUGUGGGGAACUUGUCCAAGUCAUCAGCUCAUCCGAUUUGAGCAAGAAGACCUUUUACUAUAAACUCCGAACGCCGGUGAGUGCACCAAAUAUUGCACUCGCCGUGGGUCCCUUUGAGAUCUAUGCAGAUCCGCAGAUAACGCACGAAGUGACCCAUUUUUGUUUGCCGGGCAUGUUGCCCUGGUUAAAGCAUACGGUUCAAUAUCUGCAUGGUGCCUUUGAGUUUUUUGAGGAGACGCUUGCGACCCGUUAUCCUUUCGCCAGCUAUAAGCAGGUCUUUGUCGACGAACUGGACAGGAAGAUUAGCGCUUAUGCUUCCAUGACUAUAGCCUCGGUUAAUCUGUUGCACUCGAAGGAGAUCAUUGAUCAGACUUAUAGCUCACGCACCAAGAUGGCUCGUGCUGUGGCAGAGCAGUUUUAUGGCUGUUUCAUCUGCCCACAUCGCUGGUCGGAUACGUGGCUGGCCAAGGGCGUAGCCACUUAUCUAUGUGGCCUCCAUUCGCGGCAAUGUUUUGGCAAUAAUCCGUAUCGGGAAUGGGUACAGUUAGAGUUGUCCCAAGUCGUUAAAUAUGAAGAACGCUAUGGCGGCGUUAUACUCGAUUGUAGUCAGCCUGUGGCGGCAGCAGCGGUUCCCAAGUUUAGCCAUGAUCAUCAUCAACAUCAUUUUCCCAAAGAGAGUUCGCACACGGUCUCCCCCAAAUAUGUGAAGGCACUGCGCCGUAAAUCCCAUUUGGUCAUAAGGAUGCUGGAGCAUCGCAUUGGUCAACAGAUGCUAUUUCGGGUGUUUAACAAACAAUUGGCGCUGGCUACAAAUGCGGCGGGCACGAAAAUUGAGGCUGGUUUGUGGUCCCAGUUGCUCAUCUCGACGAACAGUUUCAUCAAGUCCAUUUUUACGGUCACCGGCAGCGAUAUGUCCCUGUGUAUGGAUCAGUGGGUGCGCACUGGGGGACAUGUCAAGUUCUCGGUCAUUUCCGUUUUCAAUUGCAAGCGGAAUACCAUCGAGCUGGAUAUUCGUCAGGAUUACAUUGGGAAACGGGGCGUUAGGCAGUAUAAUGGUCCAUUGAUGGUGCAGCUGCAGGAGUUGGAUGGCACUUUUAAGCAUACGUUGCAGAUUGAGGAUACGCUGACCAGGUCGGUCAUCUCGUGCCACUCAAAAAGCAGGCGUAACAAGAAGAAAAAGAUUCCACUGUGGACGGGAGAGGAGAUCGACAUGGAUCUAUCGGCCAUGGAUGACUCACCUGUGCUAUGGGUACGCAUCGAUCCGGAGAUGAUUCUGUUGCGAGACCUGAUUGUUGAGCAGCCGGACUUCCAGUGGCAAUAUCAAUUGCGCCACGAGCGCGAUGUCACCGCCCAAUUUCAGGCAAUCCGAGCGCUGGAAAGGUAUGCGACGAGUGCAACACGAUCCGCACUGGAGGACACCAUUGAGAAUGAGUGUUGUUUCUAUCGGGUGCGCUGCGAGGCGGCCCAUUGCCUCACCAAGGUGGCCAAUCAAAUGGUGGACUCGUGGAGCGGACCACCACCCAUGCUGGACAUCUUUAUCAAGAUGUUUGGUUCACUACAGGCGCCGCACAUUGUACGGCUCAAUGAUUUUUCCAACUUUCAAUUGUAUUACCUGCAAAAGGCGAUACCCGUGGCGAUGGCUGGACUGCGAACCCUCCAUGGCAUUUGUCCGCCGGAUGUGGUCCGUUUCCUACUUGAUCUGAUCAAAUACAAUGAGAACUCGCAGAAUCCGUACUCGGAUUCGUAUUAUAGGGCGGCAUUAGUCACAGCUCUGGGCGACACCCUCUCGCCGGGUUAUCAAUCGCUGACCACGGACAGCAGCAGCUCCAUCUCCACAGAUCCCAAACUAGUGCUGUCCGCCGUAACCCGUUUCCUGCGUGGUGAACAUCAUCUACCCUCCUAUAAGUACAUGGUUUUGGUGGCCUGCUUGAAGGUCAUCAGGCGUCUACAGAAAUUGGGACAUCUUCCCUCGCUGCCGCACAUAUUUCGCAGUUAUUCGCAGUAUAGAAGCUAUUUGGAUUUGCGUCUGUCGGCCAUGGAAUGUCUGGUGGACUUGGUGCAGGUCCAUGAGAGUGGCGAGGAUUUGGAGCAUUUGAUGCAUCUGCUCGAAACCGAUCCAGAUCCGGCGGCACGUUAUGGUCUCGUCCAGUUGCUCAUUGAUAAUCCACCUUUCACAAGAGAUUCUUCCAAUCGGUUGGAUCAAGCCGAGCUCAGUGAACGCAUCUGGAGGAACAUGAAUAGCCUGUCCAGGAACACGAAACUCCGUUGCUACAUGGUGGAUCUCUAUUAUGAACUGUAUGUCAAUGAGCGUCCAAAUUUUUGGUUCCCGAAUAUGAAUCACAUUAUGGAAGACAGCAGUAAUUCGAAUAGCGAAAAUGAAUUUGUGGAGAAUGGAACCAAGAUAUGCGGGAAUCCCCGCACUUCCAUAUUUGAAGUGAGCGACAAUCAAUUAAUGAAAAUGGAGGAGGAAAAUCAGCAAGAGGAGUUCCAGAAAACGAUUAAAUUCGCUGAGAUUGAUUCAAUGAAGUGGGUUCCCAGUGAUAAUCAGGCCAUGGAUCUGCAAGAGAAGGAGAAGAUCGCAGAGACUGAAGAGCAAGGAUACGAUUAUGAGACCGAAGUGGAUGAGAAUUCUUUCCCAAUUUCUGAUAAUUAUCACAAAUAUGAUGAGACCUAUGAGGUAGCCAAGAAAAAGGACUGGACAAAGCAUAAGCAUCAAAUUGACAGUUACAAUCAUAAGAAUCACAAGUACAAGGAGGACAAGGAGAGACAACAAAGCUAUCCACCAUUUUUACGUCUGUAGGCAGUCGAGAGCAGAGACGCAACAGCAUCAAAGUCACAAGAGGAAUAAGGACGAAGAUCACAAUUGCAAGGCUCGAGUGGUUACCAAUUCUUACCUAUGUAAUCAAAGAAGACAGUAGAUUAUCUUGCCUAGAUUUUGAAGUCUUAUCGGUAGUCUCCUUAUUUCAAAUCUAAAUGCAUAAAGUUCUGAAAGAAAAAUCAGAUUAAAUUAUUUUAAUCGUCAAAAAAAGGUGAAUUCAUAAAAGCUGUAGA